This is a messenger RNA of Lepus europaeus (European hare), 5579 nucleotides long. RefSeq names its product serine palmitoyltransferase long chain base subunit 3 (gene SPTLC3). Gene Ontology annotation, molecular function: serine C-palmitoyltransferase activity; pyridoxal phosphate binding. The transcript has 12 exons. Gene Ontology annotation, biological process: sphingosine biosynthetic process; ceramide biosynthetic process. Gene Ontology annotation, cellular component: serine palmitoyltransferase complex. NCBI's taxonomy places the organism in Eukaryota, Metazoa, Chordata, Mammalia, Lagomorpha, Leporidae. The coding region runs from base 285 to 1940 and encodes 551 amino acids. The record is from RefSeq and is a predicted model, not a curated record.
UCCCCAGGAGGAGCCAACAUGGGCCACUUCCUCUGUAGUUUUGUGGGCAGGUUUGUCUCGGAGGAGUCCACAUUCUGACUGGAGUUGUGGAGUGUAAAGGUAACCACUGGUUUUUCGUUUCAAAGAUCUGGCGAAAAGAUAGGCUGGAAAAGCCUGACUGGUCGGAUUCCUGUCAGGGCUCAGCCUUCAAGAGCUUCACCCCUUAUCCCCUGGCGCCUGGAACACUGAAGCUCCCCAGGAGACCUCUCCAGAGAAGCGCGGGGGUUCCAUCACUUCCCCCCCAAAUGGCUAAUCCUGGAGGUGGUGCUGUUGGCAAUGGUACCCUGCACAACUGCAAGACAGAGAGCAACUGUGUGCAGGGCGGACACUGCACCAAGAAUGGAAUAGUGAGAGAAGCCCAGCAAAAUGGGAAACCACAUAUUAACAUGGAGAUUGAGGAGUCCUUUGAAGAAGCACCUCUUCAUGUUAUGGUUUUCACUUAUAUGGGAUAUGGAAUUGGAACCCUGUUUGGUUAUCUCAGAGACUUUUUGAGAAAUUGGGGAAUAGAAAAAUGCAAUGCAGCCGUAGAGCGAGAAGAACAAAAGGAUUUUGUGCCCCUGUAUCAAGACUUUGAGAAUUUUUAUACGCGAAAUCUUUAUAUGAGAAUCAGAGACAACUGGAACCGGCCUGUCUGCAGUGCCCCAGGACCUCAUUUUGACAUGUUGGAGAGGGUGUCUGAUGACUAUAACUGGACGUUCAGAUUUACUGGAAGAAUCAUCAAAGAUGUCAUCAACAUGGGUUCCUAUAAUUUUCUUGGCCUCGUUUCCAAGUACAACGAGUCUAUGAGGACAGUCAAGGAGGUUUUAGAGAGGUAUGGCACAGGUGUGGCCAGCACCAGACAUGAAAUGGGUACCUUGGAUAAGCAUAAAGAGUUGGAGGACCUUGUGGCUAAAUUUCUGAAUGUAGAAGCAGCUAUGGUCUUUGGAAUGGGAUUUGCAACUAAUUCAAUGAAUAUCCCUGUACUAGUUGGAAAGGGAUGCCUAAUUUUAAGUGAUGAGUUAAACCACACAUCUGUUGUGCUUGGGGCCCGACUCUCAGGCGCAACCAUAAGAACCUUCAAACAUAACAACAUGCAAAGCCUGGAAAAGCUCCUGAGAGAUGCUAUCAUUUAUGGCCAGCCUCGAACCCGCAGAGCUUGGAAAAAGAUUCUCAUUCUGGUUGAGGGCAUCUACAGCAUGGAAGGUUCCAUUGUGCGGCUUCCCCAGAUCGUGGCCCUAAAGAAGAAAUACAAAGCUUACCUCUACAUAGAUGAAGCUCACAGUAUUGGGUCAGUGGGCCCAACCGGCCGGGGCGUUUCCGAAUUCUUUGGAAUAGACCCUGGAGAUGUUGAUGUGCUCAUGGGCACGUUCACCAAAAGCUUUGGAGCCGCAGGAGGUUACAUAGCUGGAAAGAAGGAACUUGUGGAUUACAUACGGGUCCACUCACAUAGUGCUGUUUAUGCUACAUCCAUGAGCCCUCCAGUGGCAGAGCAAAUCAUCAGAGCAAUGAAACUCAUCAUGGGACUGGAUGGGACCACGCAAGGGCUGCAGAGAGUACAGCAACUUGCAAAAAAUACGAAAUACUUCAGACAGAGACUGCGGGAAAUGGGAUUCAUUAUCUAUGGCAAUGAUCACUCUCCUGUUGUUCCUGUGCUCCUUUACAUGCCUGGUAAAGUGGCGGCUUUUGCAAGGCAUAUGUUAGAGAAAAAAAUUGCAGUGGUUGUCGUUGGAUUUCCAGCCACUCCCCUGGCAGAAGCUCGGGCUCGGUUUUGUAUUUCAGCAUCGCAUACCCGGGAGAUGUUAGACACGGUUUUGGAAGCCACUGAUGAAAUAGGUGAUCUCCUGCAAGUGAAAUAUUCCCGGCACAGGCAUUCAGCACGCCCUGAGCUCUAUGACGAGACAAGCUUUGAACUCGACGAUUGAGUUUCCUGGUCCUGAAUGGAAUAUGAAGACUUUGCCAGAAAGAUCUCCCUCCUUACCUCAGAAGCAAUCUAAAUGGAUUUCUCCUCCUUCCUAAGGACUAGUUUGAUUGAAAUGAGGGAGACACUGCUGUGUUUUUAAUGUCUCUAACUCGGGACCUCAGAAACAAACAUGGUUCCAGAUUUAAGUUUCUCCUCUCUCAAGCUUUCUGCUAGAAAUACACACAGACACAUGCACACACAUGCCUACACACACGUACACUUCUUAGGAUAUUUUUUAGUGGCAAUGAGCCUAUGUUUUAGCUGCUACAGUGAAGCCUCUUUGGUCCAGAUCCUUUCAGCGGAUCCAGCCAAACGAGAGGAUUUUGAGUUUUAAUUUUGUUAUCUCACUAUGUGUUUACUCAUUUCACCUACAGAUGUGAGGGUGGUGGAAGGUACCUGACUUCUGUGUUCCACCCAUAAAAGUACCAGCUAGAACUCAUCCGUAUCAUGAGAGGAACCAGGCAGGCGGUAAAGAAACAUUGGUUCUACAUUUUGCCACAUUUGAACUUUUUCCAAGGACAAGUGUCCAAAGACAUAGUUAAUGUUUCAUGGGAAAGACCAGAAUUGGCCAGCAGCAUCUGGCCAUGUCUUGGAAGGAAACUUUCCUUUUCCUCUUGCUGGUCUCCUACAGUUUUACAGCUGAGCUUUUGAGGUUUGGAAAAUUCAAGGGGCAGAAAGCAAGCAGGAGCCGGCUCUAGGUCUAGACUAAAAUUCUAAAGUCAAAACAACUUGAGCAUUAUUGGUGUCACGCAGAGUGAAUGUUUAGCAUGCACAAUCUUUAUGACUUUCAGGAAUACAUUGCCAGUUUCUUACGGAUUUCUGGAAAAAAAAAAAGGUGAAACUGAAUUUGAUUUAGAACUAACUCUGAAGACCGCAUUUGAAGGAUGUAUUGAUUCAAGGACACUGAAAAGCAAAUUCUGUCUUUUCCAAGACUGGUUAUUAAAUAGUACCAUCAUUUGGCACACACACUCAAAUUUAGCGCAACGUAAACUUUAAUGCAAAUAAUUUCUCUCUCUCUCUCUUUCUCUUUUCCCUCUCUCCUCUUUCUGUCAAUGUGGAUACAAAGUUCUCUGAAAAAGUAGCCCUUUGCUAAGUAAAUCUGGUUGGUAUGGAAAAAGCCAGUGGAAACCCUUAUCUUUAACAAGCUCCCAGAUGGUGCCCAGAUUUGGAAACUCUAAAGAGCAGUGGUGACCUUUUAGCCAAGCUUCUGUAACAGUUCGAAUGAGUUACAGAACAUUCCACUCCAUCAAAUGACACUGUAAACAAAUCACUUCAAGAGAGGUUUGGUUUUGUGUGACACAGAUGGACCCAAGCUUUCAUGCUGUGCACUGAGAUAGAAACUCAACUGCAUUGCCAGCACUGGAUAGAGCAAUGUGCUCAGAUGCUCAAAGCGUGUUCAAGAAAAGAGGAAUCAGUGUGGAAGCUAUCCAUGGGAAAGCUAUAACCCCCGGUGGGUACAUCAGUUUAAAAGUGUAUCAUGGUGACAAAGUUCCUCAGGAAUGGUUAAGGGUAAUAAGAAGUAUUGUUAGUGAAAGAUGAAGAGAACUGGGUUCUCGGGAUGCAAUUGCAUCUGGAUUGACUUGAGUAACGAAAUUAACUCUUCUCAGUGAAUUGGUGCAGCAUUAGUUGUACAAAGAACAUACAUGUAUGUCAUACAAAUAUGCAAAGAAAGGAAGACUAUGUAGGUCUUUUGAAAAUGUGCAUUUAAAUGAAAUUGUUUCUAGUGAGUUGUGCAAAAUGCAUGACUAUCUCCAGUCCCACUAAGGACACAGACAGUAAAAAAAAAAAAAAAAAAAAAAAAAAAAGACAAUGGGAUAUGUAGGUCUUUCCCAAAGUCAGGAAGCAACAAACAACCCUCUUCCUAUAUAGAUCGGUCUGUGAUCUUCAAACACACUUCACAGUCCCCUUGGAUUUUAAGCCCCUAAGUGGGUGUAUUCCUGCACAUAAAUGUCCACCAUUACUUUCAUGGAGAAGCUUAAGUCUAAUCCAUCAUGGGAAGCUAAUUACCCCCUCAGAAUGGAGGGCAGGAAGCAGGUUAUUCCCUUUUCAUCAAGAUCCAAGACAAAAUCCCUAUUUCUCUAAGAGAGUCUAUGUUGAAUAUACCUUUAAUAAAACAAAUGUAAUUAAAAUGGAAUGCUUCUUGGGUACACUGGGGGAGACCCAGACUAGGGCUAGUAAUAGAGGUAUGUUGUACAGAACAAGGUUGGUUAGGAACAUGAUUGUGAAUAAUGCAUUUUUAAAAUUGUUAUCAGGAAUUCCUCUACUACAAGGCUGAUAAGACUGUGACUCCAAUUCUACAGAGAUUAAUGAGAAACUUUAUCAGAGACAAAAAUUUCUCUUUGUUUAGGUCUGUUGGGAAAGAGAAUCUUCUAACAGAACUACAAUGUUAUGUACCCCCAAACCUCCUGUUUAUAUAGGCACACACACUGUUUACAGUCCAGCACACACAUAUACACACAUACAGACGUUCACACACAUACAAACAUGCACACACACACAGAUUUUUCCUCUACAGGGGAAUCAAGAGUAUAAAAGUAUAUACAUGAGAAUCUGAAUGGUUUAUAGACAAAUAGAAGAUGUUGUUCUAGAAAAUGACCUUCAGGGAACGAGAAGGCAAAGGUUCCAGACUUCCAGACUGAUAUUUGUAAAGAAGAUUCAUUUGUAUUACAAGGAAAUGACAUCGGCUCCUUCCUAACCUUAACAUAAAACAAGGGUGUCAUGGACAUUCACCUAUCUUGCCUCUUAGCAUGAUUUGGUUUGAUAGACCACAGGUUCAGACUUUGCUAGUACACUUGUUUAAAUGUCAACCACUGGGUCCCACAUCAGACCUCCACAGAUUUGUAAUAGCUGUAGUGCCCAGGAAUCUACAUUUAAACCAGCCUGCUCAGGUGCUUCUAACCCAGUCAAAAUCUAAGAGUCAUUAUUGGGGCUUUCACUUGACAGAUCAGUCAGCUCUAAAAACAGGAACCUUGUCCUGGUUCUCUGCUAAUAAGUAUUAGUAAAGUAAAAUAAAUUUAUUCCAUGGCCAACCUUUUUCCUUAAUGACAUUUUCCUCCCAUUUUAUUUUUUUUUAACCUUUUAUUUAAUGAAUAUAAAUUUCCAAAGUACAGCUUAUGGAUAACAAUGGCUUCCCUCCCCCCAUAACUUCCCUCCCACCCACAACACUCCCCUUUCCUGCUCCCUUCCUCCCAUUUUCCAAGUAACUUCUCUUUCAAUAAAAAUGUACUACACAUUGAGGAAUAAUUUGCCACUCAUUUGGCAAAAUUACUCCUUCUCCAAUUCUCUUCUGUAUCACUCCUUACAAGAUGGCCUUUUUCAUUUUCUUAUCUUGUUCAUCUUUUUUUCUUUUAUCUUCCAACCCUUAAAAAAAAAAGCCCUUCAACCUCUGAUUAUUUAUUGAUCCCAACAAAAAGCUCCUCAAUGGAGUGAAAGUCUUGACAGUUCUCUCAACAUGCAAUGUUCUGUUUUUCUUCAAAGAUAGCAAUUGUUAUAAACUACUCGCUCUGAUUUGAAAAUACAAGUUCUGAUGAUGAAACCUUGACCCUCUUAAAUAUAUACUCUGAUUUAUAGCAAUAAUAACAAUUGUAUUAAUAACCAUUAU